AUGGCGUCGCCGAUACUCUCUCAACGGACGUACCGGCUUACUCAAAUUCCACACGGAACCACUGUCGAAGAGGUUGAAAAAAGUUUCCCGCUCGAUGUGAGAGACACCAUCGAGCGCCUCUCUCUGGCGCGUUGUGCCGAUCCCACGGCGGCUGGAGAGCAAGUCUCUACCGUAACUUUCAAGACGGAACCUUCGUUUUUAGCCUCGUUAUCCUAUAAGUUCGGAAGCUUGCUGUCAGCCCUUGUUGAAAAUAUACAUCCAAAGCUUUCUCGAGUCUGGAUUGAUGCCCAUUUCCACGGGUUCACCCCGCUCAAUAAUCCGACAGAUGAGACAGCGACAGUUCAUAUAAUUGCUCUGACGGGACUGGGUGGUAAGGCCUUUGCUUCGUGGCAAUGCUAUGAUGGGUCCAUGUGGCUCCGCGAUCAUGCUCCAGUGGAUAUCCCCAAUUGCCUCAUUUCGAUCUACGGAUACUCAUCAGACGUUGGGAACACCGACUCAAUCUCAACACUCUCAGAGAUGGCGGAGAGUUUUGUGUUAGAUUUGACGAAUUACGCUGCUUCGGGAGCUCUUGGCGAUAAGGUAGUAAACCAGUUCGCUCUCACAGAAGCUGGGGCUUAUAACAUUGACGCAAGAUGGUUAUAG
Molecule: messenger RNA, 642 nt
Organism: Clonostachys rhizophaga
Lineage: Eukaryota; Fungi; Ascomycota; Sordariomycetes; Hypocreales; Bionectriaceae
Source: the annotation of a GenBank genome assembly